Messenger RNA from Aspergillus homomorphus CBS 101889, 1691 nucleotides. Its product is annotated as putative pantetheine-phosphate adenylyltransferase. Gene Ontology annotation, molecular function: dephospho-CoA kinase activity. The transcript has a single exon. Bases 161 to 1375 code for a protein of 404 amino acids. Gene Ontology annotation, biological process: coenzyme A biosynthetic process. The record is from RefSeq and is a predicted model, not a curated record. Lineage: Eukaryota; Fungi; Ascomycota; Eurotiomycetes; Eurotiales; Aspergillaceae.
GUCUGUCGUCUUCGUUUGCGCUACUACUCACUCAGAGUUACUGUCUGCAUGCUUCUCUCUUGUUCGUUGAUCAGCGCAAAUCCCAUAGACAAUCAGCAUCCCUUAGCAUUCCUUGACAUAAUCAGCUACUGACAAGCUAUUCCCCGCAUAAGAGAACAUUAUGGCUCCCAACCAGCCCUCGGCCCUGCUGCUGCUGCCACCUCCACCAGCGGCUGAUUUCGACCAAUUCAGGUUCGCAUAUGAGGCUAUCCUGUCAACUGUUUGCUCUACGCUACAUCUCAAGCUAAACGGAACCGAUCGCGUGGCUAUUCUCGAUGUUGCGCUCUCCCUCCCGGGUUUGCUCGCCCCUUCCUGUCAGCCCCGCACCAGAGCGUUUGCAAGCCUGCAGUCUAUCCUAGAGCGCAUCUAUCGAUUGAUUGGGAUUGUAUGUAUCGAACACAAGAUUGAGUUGGAUAUGCCCGGAGGUAUUGAUGCACGAGUCGUACUCCUCGACUACGAAGUGUCUCGAAGCGUGGAAGAUAGGCCUGCAGUGCCGCGCGAUGGCCCGAUCGUCGACUUGCGGACCCUGGCUCAGUCAGCACGACCAUGGAACUCGAUUUACUACCCUGAUAACCAGUCAGGGCAGGACCUGGCUGCAGCCUUCAGUAGCUUAUAUUCUCCGGUAGCCGGUUCCAAACAUUCCGAUUCAAGUUCAUUACAUGCCAUCUCAGAUGCACCUCACUGGCAACCGUCAGUAUCCCUCGUGACCCUGUCCGAUAAGGACGAAGCAACUGCGCCCUAUGCAGUCGCUGUAGGGGGGACAUUCGACCAUUUUCACAUUGGACACAAAUUACUACUGACCGCGACAGCAUUGGUCCUGCAGCCCGUGGAAGAUGCUGAGGGGCGAGAACGAACGCUCAUCGUGGGGGUCACCGGGGACGAACUGUUGGUAAAGAAGAAAUAUCCCGAGUAUCUGGAAAGCUGGGAGGAUCGCUGUCACAGCACGGGCGCCUUCCUGACAGCAAUCAUGGAUUUUCGUGGCUCCGGAAGCAGUAAACCUCAGCUUGAAGAGGACUUGAAGCCUGGUGCCAAUGGAAAGUACAUCCUAAUGAGAAUACGGCCAGAUCUGGUUUUCAGGUUGGUGGAGAUAAAGGAUCCAUUUGGCCCUACCAUCACCGAUGAAAACAUCGGCGCCCUUGUAGUCUCGAAGGAGACUCGAUCGGGCGGUGCUGCCGUCAAUGAUGCACGCACGAAGAAAGGAUGGGCGCCUUUGGCCGUGUUCGAGGUUGACGUCCUGCAUACGACAGAGGUGCCCCCUGAUGAUGCGGAGGACUUUGCAUCCAAGAUAAGCAGCACGGAUAUUAGGCGACGACGGAUGGAGAAGGCUUUGAACUGAAUGAUUGGCGCAAAAGUACCCGAGAUGCGCGAUCUCGAUGCGGGAAUUUAGUGGUGAUCUGAGCCAAUCGUCCGGUCUAUUCGACGACGACGACAGCAACAAGAUGGGGGUCUAGAUGGUCGGCCAUCGCAGGGAACGAUUGGACAGCAUGAGAUCUGGCGUAUCUCUAAUUAACUGUCUAGUCCGGACCGAGCUCAACAGGUCCAGAUAGAUGGUGGGGGGAUAGCAGGUGUGAAGGGAUCCUUUCGCCCUGGUGGUGUAAUUUCUAGACCGUCUCAGAUCUCGACCCCAUGUACUGUAUAUAGUGCUAGUGCUG